This is a messenger RNA of Paramecium tetraurelia, 651 nucleotides long. RefSeq lists its product as uncharacterized. Lineage: Eukaryota; Ciliophora; Oligohymenophorea; Peniculida; Parameciidae. The transcript is spliced from 2 exons. Gene Ontology annotation, cellular component: nucleus. Gene Ontology annotation, biological process: regulation of DNA-templated transcription. The record is from RefSeq and is a predicted model, not a curated record.
AUGAGUAAUCCUGAACUAUCAGAAGAGAGUAGACCACCAAAGUUAUUGUUAGUUUUUAGCAAAUGUUCUGAGUUUAGUGAGAUCGAUUUAGAGAACAAGCAAUCCCCAAAAAUACUAAAAUUAAGAAAAUUAAAUUCCGCUAUUGAAUACAACGAUUAAUUACAUAUGGUGAUCAAUAAAUAAAUAGAUAUUGAUGAAAAGAAAGUAGAAAGUCCAAAAAAUGAAAUUGCAAAAUGGUAACCAUGCAGUUGUACUAAAACUAAUUGUCUUAAAAUGUAUUGUUCGUGCUUUCACAAUGGCCAAACUUGUGUGGAAUCUUGCAAAUGUGAAGAUUGUAAGAACACUAAUAAUAAUGUUCCUUAAAGAGACAAAGCUGUUGAAUACAUUAAGAAAAAGGCUCAUAGGAAUAAAAAAGUGUCUUAAGAGACAUUAUUUGAAACCAAGGAUAUAUGGGGAUGCAAUUGUAAAAAGACCAGAUGCCUAAAAAGAUAUUGUGAAUGCUAUAUAAGAUAGAAGGCUUGUACAGUGGAAUGUAAUUGCACUCAUUGUGAAAAUGGAAAAGAUGAAGACUUAUAUAAUGAAAUAAGAAGACAAAAUGAAUAGCCUAAAUAAUCAAAAAGACAGAGAUCUGGACGUUUGUAUAACAAUUGA